AUGGAUGAACUGACUGCUGCUCGCGAGGCAAUAUCUCGUGUUGAGGAGACGUCGAAGGGAGAAGUUCAUGCUUCUGAGAUUACUUUUCUCAUCCAGUCCAUUUCAAUCAUCUCACAGACUGUGGUCAAGUCGGAGGCUACUUCGGUUUGUUGUCUGGCUACUGGUGAGGAGUUUGCUGGAUCAUCUUUGUGUCUUGGGCGGCCAGAGCCGGGGUACUAUGAUCUGCUAUACCUUUGGCGGGAACUGAAAGAAAAUAUGUUUGUACUGAUUCGGCCUCAUCGCAAGGUUUCAUCUAUGCCGCUUGUAACGAUCCAUGUCGCUCAGCUUCAGAAAUUGGUCAACCCGGCUGUAGCAUACCUGCACGAAUAA
This is a messenger RNA of Penicillium pulvis, 369 nucleotides long. Its product is annotated as Monooxygenase FAD-binding. The coding region runs from base 1 to 369 and encodes 122 amino acids. The record is from RefSeq and is a predicted model, not a curated record. The transcript has a single exon. Lineage: Eukaryota; Fungi; Ascomycota; Eurotiomycetes; Eurotiales; Aspergillaceae.